Molecule: messenger RNA, 3505 nt
Organism: Opisthorchis viverrini
Lineage: Eukaryota; Metazoa; Platyhelminthes; Trematoda; Opisthorchiida; Opisthorchiidae
Exons: 11
Coding region: 67-2838 (923 amino acids)
Cellular component (GO): membrane; cytosol; intracellular membrane-bounded organelle
Molecular function (GO): sterol binding
Source: RefSeq, a predicted model, not a curated record
GGAAGAUCGCACCGAAUAGGUACAGUGAAGAUUCCGCUCGCACAGUAAGCCUACCUCUGACGGCGGAUGGUUGCAGAAUGGGGGAGUCGAACAUCGUCUCGGGAUAUUUACUCAAAUGGACCAAUAUCCUCAAAGGAUAUAAAAAGCGAUGGUUCCUCUUGCAAAAUGAUCUUCUAUCAUAUUACAGGUAACGUAGACAGGUUAAAAACUAUUCGACUCAUCAGGUGCCCCGAGGCAGUUGGGCGGCGCUGUCGUGGAACGUUUAACUUGAAGGAUGCCACACUGGUGAUCCCUAGCUCUCAGACUUCCUUUGUCUUGGUUGAAGCUACUGGGCGGAAGCACCACCUGAAAGCUUUAUCAGAACAGGACAAGGAAAUGUGGAUCAAAGUGUUAACAGAUUUGACAAAUGGUCAAAAUAAUACCGAUGUUGAGUCUGAUAACUACUCAGAAGAUUUGGCUGUCAACAACACUCCGGAAAGAUGUCAGGUGGUUGCUGGUCGUCGACGGUUCUUUCGCUACAGGAGAUCCGGACGACCCAAACUAGGCUCCAAACACUCGAGUUCACCAAACCUGCCGCAGGAUAAUGGAAAGCUUCACAAAGUUGAAAAGUUUUCCUCAGCGCCCACUCGCCCCCUAGGAACUCAGUUGCUUGUGACCGCGGAUCAGUCUGAAGUGCAGCAGGCAACCGGAAAACCAACUUACUCUAGUCGCAGUACAUAUUUGAAAACUGAAAACCGUUCUCCACCUUGCCCCACAAGUGCUUUUUCUCACUUACUCAGCCGUGUACGUAAACCAAGCUUGACAACUGAGGCAUCCGCGUUACACGAACUUGUGGUAUCUGUACGAUCGUUUCAGGAGCGUUUGAGAGAUCAUACAAAUUCAGUUUGUGCUCACACUACAUUCAUCGAAUCGUUGAUGUCCAAACCCGAAUCAAACGAUAUUUUUGGUCGACCUGCUGCUCCUGCGUCCGAUUUGUCUGAUCAAACUCCUGCUCAGCAAGAAUCCGAACAACUGGUGCACUGUUUUAAGACUGCACUGGAAGAACAUCGUCAAUACGUUGGACAAUUUCAGGAAACUUGCUCGGAGGCUUUACAGUUUCUUGUUACCAAUUUCGAAAGAUGGCAUCGUCGUAUUUUGGCCGAACAGGAACGCUGUCUCGGUCUUGAGCGUACCAUAGAACAGCUGGCGAGACAACAUCGCGCAUUAGAGCUGCAACUCUCUCAGUACUAUGCUCCGCUUGAUUCAGCAUCUUUUGAAACUGUCCGCGCCCCUCAAGGUGGCACCUUACGUCGGGCGGACACAUUCGAGAGAAGCGCUAGUGUGCAAUUGGAAUCGGUGGGCAGCACCGAAGAUGAUCAGUUUUUCGACGCUGUUUCGGUUAUCCAGUACCAAUCGAAUGAAGCUCUUUCGGCAUCCGACCUAAAUCAGUCCACGCAAGUUCGGCUACCACUUCCAAGGACCGAAGGGGUGCGCGCUUCCGCGACCAGUCUCAUUAGUCUAGAAAGCGUCGAUGAGUCUUCUGGUUCCGAUAGUUGUGCGGAAGGGUCGACAGAAUCGGAGCUACGACUACGUCGUCCACCGCCAGCCACCUCGGAGCGCCAUCGAGGAACCUAUACGGAGGCUACACGACCCAGCGUGCCGCCUGUGAGCCUGACAAUAAGAAAAAGACGUACCACUAUCCCACCAUCUCCUAAAAUCGCCCUCAAUCUGUGGAGUAUAAUCAAAAAUGGCAUUGGCAAGGACAUUACGAAGAUCCCACUUCCGGUUAACUUCAAUGAACCCAUCUCUUUCCUCCAACGUGCAAGCGAAGAUCUCACGUACUCGGAACUUCUCGACCGAGCCAGCGAAACUAAGGAUCCUGUCGAACAAAUGGCGUGGGUGGCCGCUUUUUCUGUUAGCUGCUAUGCCACCACUGCGAUCCGUACAGGGAAACCGUUCAAUCCACUAUGGGGUGAAACGUUCGAGUUUGACCGAUCGGAUGACUCCUAUGGAUGGCGACUUAUAGCUGAACAGGUGAGUCAUCAUCCCCCUGGCUCUGCACUCUACUGUGAAUCCGUUCACCGCGGAUGGAAAAUAUGGCUUGAGUUUUACUUGGUCAGCAAGUUCCGCGGCAAGUACAUGUCGGUCUUUCCAAAAGGUACCGUCAAUCUACUGUUGCCUGACGGAUCGCGCUACACUUGGACGAAGGCGACCACCGUAGUUCACAACCUCAUUGUUGGUAGUCUCUGGAUUGACAAUUAUGGAGAUGUGGUGAUCCGCAAUCAUACCUCCGGUUAUAACUGCCCGAUGCGAUUCAUUGCCCACUCAUAUUUCGGUCGGGGUCCUCCAAAACAAGUUACCGGUGUGAUUCAGAACCCUUCGGGAACCCCUAAAUGCCUCAUCCGUGGCUGCUGGGAUAGUCACAUAGAAAGUCAACCUGUUUCUGAGGACGGUUCACCUAUUGGUGACUCAAAACUUCUGUGGCGAGCCACACCACCCCCACCGGGUUCCGAAAACAUGUACAAUUUCUCCCUGUUCACCGUGGAAUUGAACGAGCUGGAACCUGGUAUCGCACCAACUGACUCUCGUCUUCGACCAGAUCAGCGCCUAAUGGAAGACGGAGCGUGGGACCAAGCAAAUGAGGAGAAACGUCGAAUCGAGCAGAAGCAAAGAGCAAAGCGUCAUAGGUGGGAGGAGGAACAAGCAUCUUCCUCUGAACCCCUGGAUCCCCUGUUUACUCCUUGCUGGUUCUCACUCGCCACCGACAGCGUAACUGGAGAACAGUCGUACGUUUACACCGGAAAAUACUGGGAGGCCAAGUCUCGACAAGACUGGUCGUGCUGUCCUGACAUAUACUGACCGUUGUCUUUCCUUUUUACUGUUACUCAUUGCCUUGAAUUGACUUCGUUUUACCCUCAGUUUGUCAUGCGUCUAUCACCGUGUUUUAGCACUUUCAAUUCGACUGACUUUCUGGACACACGCAUCACCCUUGCGUGUACACUUUCACGAAAGCAUUCGCUGAAUGUGCCUUUUCAGUUCGUUACUGCUCAGAAAUCGCUUCAUUACCUUAUAACCUUGUGAAUACUAUGAAAAAUGAGUUGUAGUCUCUUAGUUUCAGAAAAAUAUCAUUUUAUUUGCCUAUCCAGAACCACCUUUAUCUAGCACAGGAGUUUUUUGUUCCCAUAACAGGGUACCUCGACCCUCUUGCCCUGCGCUCCCUAGUCCCAGCUCAUUUGUCAUUCUUCUGUGAUUUGCUCUCCUGUGCAUCCGCUUAUUGUGAAUUCUGUGCUUAUGUACCCCUAACCUAUUUUUGUACAUCCUCUACAAAAUCCGUCACUCUAUUCGCCUCCGUUUCGGCUUCACUAUCCGUGCCUAUCAAGUCAACUUAAGUCAUGAUGGAUAACUUGUUAUCUAUCGCCUGGGACGACGAACCGCUUACUCACUUGUAAAUUCUUUGCGAACGCUUCAUGUGUUGUCAGCCUCCGUGGGAUGUCACUGUCAAACUAGGUUCGCGAAUACAUAUCAG